AUGGCCCCGACUCCUGGGUUCAACGCCGAGGUUGACGAGCAUCUCAAGCUUCUCAGCCGCGAUGAAUCCAAUGCUGCGAACUCAUCCUCGAAUGGCAAGCCGCAGCUGCCAGAAGAGGUGGUCACCGCCCCACUCUUUUCCAUUCCUGCACGUACAGUUCUCUCAAUCGAAUACAAGAGAAAGUACACGAAGAAUACCGAUGAUUCCGUGUUUCCUCAAUACGGCCUCCUCGGUCAUCGUGUCGACGACUCCCGGGAUGUCAUCCAGAAUUCUCUCGUGUAUACCAACACGGCGGCUCCUUGGUCGACGUUUAUCUGUGGAAGCCAAGGUAGUGGAAAGAGCCAUACGCUUUCGUGCCUGCUAGAGAACUGCCUGAUUGCGUCUUCGCCUGCCGGAAGAUUGACUGCACCGCUCGCCGGUGUGGUCUUUCACUACGACAAAUUCACGGGCUUCUCAAAUACCCAGCUCUGUGAGGCUGCAUACCUUUGCUCCUCUAAGAUUCCAGUCCGUGUCCUUGUCUCUCCGACAAAUUUCCAGGCAAUGAAGAGCGCAUACACAACUCUGGCGGGGUUGGGAAACGUUUCCAACAUGCUGAAGGUUGAGCCGAUGUACCUUCCAAUGAAGGGGCUCAACAUCAGCAUGGUGAAAACGUUAAUGGGUGUUGAUAACAUCUCAGAACAGCCUCUCUACAUUGAAGUGAUGAUGAAGAUUCUUCGGGAUAUGGCGAUUGCCAAUCAAGGCCGAGAGAGAUUCGACUACGGGAUGUUCCGGAGACAACUUGAUGCCGAGAACCUCAUGAAAGGCCAGCAGGUUCCCCUACAGAUGCGGCUGGAUGUUCUCGAAUCCUUCUUCGAGCCGGGAACAAUGCCGAACGGCAAAGGGAAGCCCCAGAAGAAGUCCCGUACAGAUGAUAUCUGGAAAUUUCCCAAAGGCACUCUGACUAUCAUUGAUCUGAGCUGCCCAUUUGUUGGCCCGGAUGAUGCAUGCGCACUAUUCAAUAUCUGCAUCUCACUUGCCCUAAAGGAUUGCCAUGAAUCGGGUAGAGUCCUGGCGUUUGAUGAGGCACACAAGUUCUUGACCGCAACGUCAUCCGAAGCAAUGGAGUUGACGGAAACCCUCCUUUCCAUUGUGCGACAGCAACGUCACUUGGGGAUACGCGUCGUCAUCGCCACCCAAGAGCCUACCCUUUCACCCACCCUCCUCGAUCUUUGCAAUUUGACCAUAAUCCACCGGUUCACCUCCCCAGCCUGGUUCAAAGCAAUCAAAGCUCACAUCGCAGGGGCCACCGAAAAUGCCGAGGCCAAAGACGCCUUGGAGCGUGAUCUCUUCCGAAAAAUCGUUCAGCUUCGUACAGGCGAAGCAUUACUUUUCUGCCCGACUGCACUGUUGAAUGUCAUGAGACGAGGUGAUGCGGAUGGCAGGGAGUGGGACUCUAGCGACGCCGACCGGAUUACGGAUGAUGAGGAUUUCACAACUGGAAACCAUCAUGCCGUUCAACUGGGGGCUGGUCAUGUCCGUGUUCGUGUGCGCAAGCGUGUCACUGCAGACGGUGGUCGAAGUUUCAUUGCGCAGUGA
Penicillium brasilianum is the source of this 1575-nucleotide messenger RNA. NCBI's taxonomy places the organism in Eukaryota, Fungi, Ascomycota, Eurotiomycetes, Eurotiales, Aspergillaceae. The record is from the annotation of a GenBank genome assembly.